Messenger RNA from Coregonus clupeaformis (lake whitefish), 1330 nucleotides. RefSeq names its product glutaminase kidney isoform, mitochondrial-like. Gene Ontology annotation, molecular function: protein binding; glutaminase activity. The record is from RefSeq and is a predicted model, not a curated record. Lineage: Eukaryota; Metazoa; Chordata; Actinopteri; Salmoniformes; Salmonidae. Gene Ontology annotation, biological process: L-glutamine catabolic process. The coding region runs from base 1 to 1041 and encodes 346 amino acids. The transcript is spliced from 8 exons.
AUGUUGCACCGCCGCCGCCCCCACCCCCAAACUACUUCCUGUGGCUAUGUCAACAACACAAAUAGCUUUACUGGUUUGGGAAGUAGAAUUGGAACCAAAUUGGAAUUGAACUUAGUUGAAACAGAACAGCUAACUAACAACACAACUCUCUUUGCACCCAUAUUCCAGUCAGAGAGGGAGUCUGGGGAUCGGAACUUUGCUAUUGGCUACUAUCUGAAGGAGAAGAAGUGCUUUCCAGAAGGGACAGACAUGACUUCCAUUUUAGACCUCUACUUCCAGCUGUGCUCCAUCGAGGUGACCUGUGAAAGCGCUAGCGUCAUGGCGGCCACCCUGGCCAACGGCGGCUUCUGUCCAAUCACAGGCGAGCGCGUGCUGGGCCCGGAGGCGGUACGGAACACCCUGAGCCUCAUGCACUCCUGCGGCAUGUACGACUUCUCGGGACAGUUCGCUUUCCACGUUGGACUUCCAGCUAAGUCAGGCGUGGCAGGGGGCAUCCUGCUGGUGGUGCCCAACGUCAUGGGUAUCAUGUGCUGGUCUCCGCCGCUGGACAAGCUUGGUAACAGUGUACGAGGCAUCCAGUUCUGCACGGAUCUGGUGUCCCUUUGCAACUUCCACAACUACGACAACCUGAAACAUUUUGUCAAGAAGCUGGAUCCUCGCAGGGAGGGCGGAGACCAGAGGGUGAAGUCGGUCAUCAAUCUUCUCUUUGCUGCGUACACUGGUGAUGUGUCUGCACUGAGGAGGUUUGCUCUGUCUUCCAUGGACAUGGAGCAGAGGGACUAUGACUCCAGGACGGCCCUCCAUGUGGCAGCAGCAGAAGGACAUGUGGAGGUGGUCAAGUUCCUGUUGGAGGCAUGUAGGGUCAACCCUGUUCCCAAAGACAGGUGGGGUAACACACCGAUGGAAGAGGCAGUGCACUUUGGACACCACGAUGUUGUGACCAUGCUCCAGGACUACAAUAACAAGUACAGUCCACCGGGGGGCGCCACUGAGGACAAAGAGAAGGAGAUAUCGGAGAAGAACAUUGACGGCCUAUUAUGAGCCAACUAAUACUCUUAUUUAUCCAUAGAAAUUAAAUAACUAGAACGGACGUUCCCAUUGAAAUUAUAUAUGUGAUCUGAGAGGCUUGGUCCAUUCCAGUCAUUCUAUUUCUAUGGCCCCAUUAACUAUCUGGAAGAUUUACUGUAAGUGUGUGGUCCCUUUGUCACGUCAGUGGUAGGUCACGUAUACUGUUGAUAAUACUGUAUUGUUGAUUUUGUAUAAAAGUAUUGUAUUUCUGUAUUUUCAAAGACGACAAUGUGUCCAAAAAAUAUAUUUUGACUGACUUUUA